UCUUCUUCUUCUUCUUCCUCCUUCAUCUAGAGAGAGAAAGUUAACAGAGAAAUCCAGAGAGAGAUGGGAAAUUGCCAGGCUGUUGAUGCUGCAGCACUAGUGAUACAACAUCCAAGUGGGAGGUUAGAGAGGAUGUAUUGGUCGAUAAGCGCUAGCGAGGUGAUGAAAAUGAACCCAGGUCACUACGUAUCUCUAAUUAUUCCAUUGCCUAACUCAGGUGAAGAAAAUACAGAUGACAGGACUGUACGAUUCACUCGUGUUAAGCUUCUUCGGCCUAGUGACACUCUUGUUCUUGGUCGGGCUUACAGACUCGUCACAUCCCAAGAGGUUAUGAAGGUGUUGCGAGCGAAGAAGUAUGCGAAGAUGAAGAAGAGCCUUUCAGAAUCAGAUGACAAGUCGGAGACAGGUCGAGAGAAGCAGAGUUCAAGUUGUGAGGCAGAAGACAAAAAGCCCGAAUUGGAGAAAACCAGCCAGGCAAUGAGUCAUGAAAGACAUCGGCAGAGGCCAGGAUCCACAAAUAUUGCUGCAGCAAGGCCAAAAACAUGGCGCCCUUCCUUACAAAGCAUCUCUGAGGGUGUAAGCUAAUGGCCGUUCUGGUCGUAAUUUCCAUUUGCAGAUGCUUUUCAUAAAUGAACCUUUUAAACCUGGGAACAUAAAAAUGGUAAAUCCAUGAAAGUUGCUAUCGAGAUUUCAGUGCCAUUGUCACUCACAGUUCUAGUGUUUAAACCACUGUUAGUAGUAAUACCGCUCUGUAUAGCAUAAGAAAGCAAUGAAUUUGACAUUUUUCUCAUUA
This is a messenger RNA of Camellia sinensis, 793 nucleotides long. RefSeq lists its product as uncharacterized. Lineage: Eukaryota; Viridiplantae; Streptophyta; Magnoliopsida; Ericales; Theaceae. The record is from RefSeq and is a predicted model, not a curated record.